AUGAUGAAGACACGAGCUUGUUCGAAUCCGAUGAAUGAAGGAGUAAACUUGGAACAGAUCCCAUACGAUCUCGUAUUGGAGAUACUCUUGAAAUUGUCGGCAAAGUCUAUAGCGAGAUUUCGUUGCGUAUCAAAGCUAUGGGAUUCCACAUUCCGCAGUCGAUAUUUCACUGAACUGCUCUUUAUCAUAUCGUCUUCCAUGCAAAUUUAG
This is a messenger RNA of Arabidopsis thaliana (thale cress), 210 nucleotides long. RefSeq names its product F-box family protein. The record is from RefSeq and is marked reviewed. Bases 1 to 210 code for a protein of 69 amino acids. The transcript has a single exon. Lineage: Eukaryota; Viridiplantae; Streptophyta; Magnoliopsida; Brassicales; Brassicaceae.